AUGGUAGCGAAACGCAAGGCAGACAGCUUGGCAGACUCUGGCAGGGAGAAGAUUGUCAAAUUGGAAGCAGAGCUCGAAAAUGGACAGUCGUCACUCAACAAUAUCGUCCAUUUGCUUGACUUGGCGGCGUCCGAUGAUUUAGACACCCUUGAGCAGGCGCAGCGAUCGCUAUACAAGGUAUUUAAGCGACUCAUAUCUUUAAAGAAGCUCGAAAAGCCAGCGGGAGAAGUGCCGACAAUUGUGACGUGGCUACGCGAGCGCUACGGAGAAUAUACGCGACUCUUACUCGACUCCAUCAACCACAAGAAGGCAUCUGUCCAGCUUGCUGCCAUUACACUUUCUUUGCGCUUGCUCAAAGUGGAUCCAUUGAAUGCAAAUGUUGGUCAAUUUCCUGUCGAUGCGUAUGGCAAGAUUGUGCGCGCCAUUCUAACGGCCUCGAAUUUGCAUGAAUCAACCAGAUACACGUUUCGCAACGAUUAUCUUGAGCCGUUCGAUGAUCUAAGGUACUACUUUUAUCGUGCUUGUGAGCAAACUGUGCAAGCGACAAAAACGCGCGGCUCUAAGCUCCAUGUCUGCCGUGACAAUAGCAUUGGGCUACUUUCGGCACUCGUCUCGUUUCCUGACAAGGACGAGGAGAUUGUCAAGUUUUGGCUCUCAGAGUCGACUACUAAGUCUAGCCUACGGACAGUCUCUGGGCAUAAAAAGGCCUUUAGUGAAGCUUGGAUCGCCGUACUCAGUUUCAAGCUGACUGAAGAUCAGUACAAGGCCAUCCUCAACAUGAUGCACAAACGUAUCAUUCCCAGGUUGCCCAGACCGCAGCUGCUCAUGGACUUUUUGACAGAUUCGUAUGAUGUUGGUGGCGCCACUUCGCUCUUGGCGCUCAACGGACUCUUCUACCUGAUGCAACACCACAACUUGGACUAUCCCAAGUUCUUUGAAAAGCUCUAUGCCCUGUUUGACGCACAAACAAUGCAUGUGCGCUAUCGAUCGCGCUUCUUUCGCAUGGUCGACAUUUUCCUCAAUUCGACGCACGUCUCUGCCAUGCUCAUUGCCAGCUUUCUGAAGCGCAUGUCCAGGCUGAGUCUGUCUGCGCCUCCAGCGGCGAUUGUCACGAUUUUGCCAUUGACGUACAAUCUGCUGAAACAGCACCCGUCACUCAUGCCGCUCAUUCACAACCCGGAUGGAGCGGCAGGCAACGAUCCAUUUGAUGCAGACGAGACGGAUCCGGAAAAGACGGGGGCUAUGCAAUCUUCACUAUGGGAAUUGCAGUCGCACACCAUGCACUACCACCCGAAUGUUGCGACGUUGGCCAAGAUUUUGAGUGAGCAAUUUACAAAGAUUGGAUACAAUCUUGAAGAUUUUUUGGAUCAUUCUUAUACAACCAUGACGGAUGCCGAGAUGCGUAAGCGGCUGAAGAAUCAAGUGCCCACGGCGACGGACAAGCCUGCGGGUUUGCUCAGCCCUGAAGGGAUUCUUAUUUGGUAG
Molecule: messenger RNA, 1485 nt
Organism: Protomyces lactucae-debilis
Lineage: Eukaryota; Fungi; Ascomycota; Taphrinomycetes; Taphrinales; Protomycetaceae
Product: CBF/Mak21 family-domain-containing protein
Exons: 1
Coding region: 1-1485 (494 amino acids)
Biological process (GO): ribosome biogenesis
Cellular component (GO): Noc4p-Nop14p complex; small-subunit processome; nucleolus
Source: RefSeq, a predicted model, not a curated record